GUGAGGAGCGGAGAGUACGGUUUGGGUGAUAUUUAGAGAUAAGAUCGGUGAUGUAGUUAGGGGCAGUGUUAUGAAUGGCUUUAUAUGUCAGUGUUAGUGUUUAAAAUUUUAUCUGUUGGGCAAUUGGGAGCCAAUGGAGGGAUUGGCAGAGAGGGAUGGAUGACACUGAGUGGAGGCCAGUGGAGGGAUUGGCAGAGAGGGAUGGAGGACAUUGAGUGGAGGUCAGUGGAGGGAUUGGCAGAGAGGGAUGGAGGACACUGAAUGGAGGCCAGUGGAGGGAUUGGCAGAGAGGGGUGGAGGACACUGAAUGGAGGCCAGUGGAGGGAUUGGCAGAGAGGGAUGGAGGACACUGAGUGGGGGGCCAGUGGAGGGAUUGGCAGAGAGGAAUGGAGGACACUGUGUGGAGACCAGUGGAGGGAUUGGCAGAGAGGGGUGGCAGAUACGGAGCGGUCGGCCAAUGAGGAGGGAGUGACAAUAGUCGAGGCG
This is a messenger RNA of Staurois parvus, 486 nucleotides long. The record is from the annotation of a GenBank genome assembly. Lineage: Eukaryota; Metazoa; Chordata; Amphibia; Anura; Ranidae.